Molecule: messenger RNA, 2392 nt
Organism: Poeciliopsis prolifica (blackstripe livebearer)
Lineage: Eukaryota; Metazoa; Chordata; Actinopteri; Cyprinodontiformes; Poeciliidae
Gene: tbc1d17
Product: TBC1 domain family, member 17
Exons: 17
Coding region: 80-1948 (622 amino acids)
Biological process (GO): activation of GTPase activity
Molecular function (GO): GTPase activator activity
Source: RefSeq, a predicted model, not a curated record
GCGGGACGUUUCGUAAACAGGAAGUGUGACGUCACGUUUGUUUUGGAAGAGGCGAAGCAGCGACUCAGGCGACGAGAAAAUGGGGGAAAACGUGGAAGAUUACAAGCUGAUAUUUGAGAAAGAGGGCGUAUACCUCCACACAAACGCCAAGAGGAGCAACCAGGAAACCAGCAUACCGGGAUUUAUUCGCAUUGUGGAACGGGCCGGACAGCCUGCUUUAGAGUGGAGCCCCCUAGAGGAUGAGGGUCGCAAUGCGCCUGCCGUCCUCUACAGCAAAAAGGAUGGUGAGGAGGACACGAACUUUGACCCUGGGUAUGAGCCUGACUGGGCAGUGAUCAGCACUGUGAAGAAAGAUCGCGAGCACGCCCCCGUCAAAGACUCAGGUCAGUGGGCGUUUUCCCUGCCUCUGUCGGAGCUCUACUCCCUCCGGAGGGCCCGCUUCUCUUUGGGUCGGAACUUCAUGGUGCUGACCAGCAGAGGAGGACACCCGCUUCCCCCUCUGCACUUCCACAGAGGCGGAACCAGGGAACUUCUGCGGGCUCUCCACCGUUACAUUGUCCUGGACCAGUCACCUGUUGACGGACGCCUCUUCCUCGCCUACCCACGCGACUCGUCUUCAGCUGAUUUUGGUCCAUCUUUUGACAAACUGCACAUCCUGGAUGAUGGCUCCGAUAUCGUCACGAGGUUCAUCCAUGACCCGUACGCCACCACGUUUGGGGGAUUCUCCAAGGUGACCAACUUCUUCCGCGCUGCCCUCCGGCCACCAGAGGCCGCUGUGACGCAGAGCGCUCAGGAUCCGGGUCGGCCGUCACAGUCUGAUGAUGAGCCCGGGUUUGAGCUCAUCACCUGUGGCGUGGAGCUCGGUCCCAGGCCAGAAGUUACUCGAGGACGAGCUCUGGACCAGUGGGAGGAGUUCCUGGACUCUGAAGGCCGCGUGAACGACCCAGAGAAAAUCAAAGACCUGGUGUUCAGAGGGGGCAUCACUCCAAACCUCAGGAAAGAAGUGUGGAAAUUCCUCCUUGGUUUUUAUCCGUGGAAGAGCACCUCAAAGGAAAGAGAGGAAAUUCUUCGAGUAAAAACGGACGAGUACUUCAGGAUGAAGGUGCAGUGGAAGUCUGUGAGUGAAGAGCAGGAGAUGAGGAACUCCCUUCUCAGAGGCUACAGGAGCCUGAUAGAGCGGGACGUCAACAGGACGGACAGGAACAACACGUUCUUCUCCGGCAACGACAACCCGGGCCUGACUCUGCUCCACGACGUUCUGAUGACGUACUGCAUGUACAACUUUGAUCUCGGUUAUGUCCAGGGGAUGAGCGACCUCCUCUCUCCGAUCCUGUUUGUCACUCAAAACGAGGUGGAGUCCUUCUGGUGCCUGACGGGCUUCAUGGACCUGGUGCACCAGAACUUUGAGGAGUCACAGGAGGCCAUGAAGCAGCAGCUUCUUCAGCUCAGCAUUCUUCUGAAGGCUCUGGACCCAGAGCUGUGCGACUUCCUGGAUUCACAGGACAGCGGCUCGCUUUGUUUCUGUUUCCGCUGGCUGCUCAUCUGGUUCAAGAGGGAGUUUUCCUUUGAAGACAUCCUCAUAUUGUGGGAGGUUCUCUGGACUCAACUCCCGUGUGACAACUUCCACCUGCUGAUCGCCUGCUCCAUCCUCGAGUCGCAGCGAGGGGAGCUGAUUGGCUCCGACCACGACUUCAACACUAUCCUCAAGCAUAUUAAUGAGCUGACGAUGAAGCUGGACCUGCAGAGCGUCUUGCUGGAGGCGGAGGCCAUCUACCGGCAGCUUGUUGGCUGCAAAGAUCUUCCCCGUCAGGUGAAGCAGGUGUUGGGUCUGUGCGGCCCGCCCAGCCCGGCGGAGGAAAGCCCAGACUCCCAGAGCAGCGAGAGUGAAGCCCUCCUGGGUCAGGCAGAGGGAGGCGCUGCUUCGUCCCACGUUCCCUCCAGCUCUUAAACCUCACCUCAGCUGCUCAAGAUAUUUAUACAUGAAGUGAACGUUAACAAAUAUAAAGACUGUUGUUAUGGCUUUUCAGAGGCAGGGGGCGCUGUGUGACCAUUCUACCCAUACAUGCAAUGUUUUAUUUUUAGUCUUUUUUUUUCUGUCCCUUGUUUCUGUUUUUCUUUUUUCCCAUUUGAUGCUGUCUGUUACUCAUUAUCAAACAGUUUCCUGUUGUUAAUUUCCUUUAAAUGAAAGUUUUUGCUAUAUUUUUCCCCAGUGUAUCUGAAAAGCUAAGAAGAACGGUAACUAACUGGCAGGCCUGUGUUGGCGCUACAUGUUGCCAUUCUAGACCUAUGCAAAGUUUCUUGCAUGCCUUAUAGUUUUCACUCUGCAUAGUUUUAUUUUAAAACUUUCUGUAACAAGCAAUUAUUGCAUUAUAAAAUAAAUGUUUAAAUCAGA